Molecule: messenger RNA, 6296 nt
Organism: Aquila chrysaetos chrysaetos
Lineage: Eukaryota; Metazoa; Chordata; Aves; Accipitriformes; Accipitridae
Gene: FGFRL1
Product: fibroblast growth factor receptor like 1
Exons: 8
Coding region: 604-2127 (507 amino acids)
Cellular component (GO): plasma membrane
Molecular function (GO): fibroblast growth factor receptor activity; fibroblast growth factor binding
Source: RefSeq, a predicted model, not a curated record
CCUUCCCUUCCCCAGCCCCUUUCCCCUCCUCCCCUCGCUCCUUAAACGGGAUUCCGGCUGGGCGAGCCGCGGGACGGCAUCACCGGGCAUCCCGCUGCUGCGGAGCCCCGGCCGAUCUGUCAGGUCCUCGCUGUCCCUCCCCGCACACACACACGCUCAGCCCCACCCGGAAAGCAAGAAAAAUAAUUUUACGAGGUCUCCCCACCCCCCCCCCACCCCCCUCUCCCCUUUUCCUUAGCUCCUCGCCCGUGGCUCCCUAGUGGGAAAAAUCGCCUCUGGGGCGAAGGGGAGUGUUGGUAAAAAGCCGGUGGUGAAGGGGGGGAGAGCCGCUCCGUGGGGAGGGCACCCCCAAGGCAGCGGGCAGUCCCCACCCGCCCCCCGGGGAAGGGGGGGGGGGGGAUGAGGUAGAAGCCGGCGGCGGAGCGCCCCGCCGGCCGCCGUGGCCGCGGAGGGCAUGAGGCGGCGAGCGGCGGGGAUGGGCUCCAGCGCACGGUGCUAGAGCCCCGGCAGCAGCCAAGGAGCUUACUGGCCUCAGUGGAUUCUUGAUUUAUAUCAGGCUAAAGCAGAGAGGAGGGCAAAGUUUUACUCGCUGAGCGCCAAGGAAUGACUUACAAGUCUGAGAGGACGGUAGCCUGUACGAUACGGAGGGAUCUGGUUUUCAAAAUGGAAUUGCAGCUCGCGCUCCUUUUCGCAGGGAUAAUUGCGUUUUCGGACUCGGCGAGAGGCCCCCCAAGGAUUGCUGAUAAAGUGAUUCACCGUCAGUCCGUGAGGCUAGGGAGGACCAUCAAGCUCCUGUGCCCAGUGGAGGGCGACCCCCCGCCUCUCACCAUGUGGAUGAAGGAUGGACGCACUAUCCACAGCGGCUGGACAAGGUUCCGAAUCCUUCAGCAAGGGCUGAAAAUCAAGGAGGUGGAGAGCGAAGAUGCGGGAACCUACAUUUGCAAAGCCACCAAUGGCUUUGGUAGCACCAAUGUGAAUUACACCCUCAUCGUGAUUGAUGAUGCCAGCUCAGGAAAGGAUAGCCAAGUACCUGAAGGCUCCAAUGGAGAAUACGAAGAUCAUUCUGGGAAGCAAUGGGCCCGGCCCAGGUUCACACAACCUGCCAAGAUGAGACGGAGAGUGAUCGCCCGUCCUGUCGGCAGCUCCAUCCGCCUGAAGUGUGUGGCCAGUGGGAACCCACGGCCUGACAUCACGUGGCUGAAGGACAAUAAGCCCCUCACACCCCAAGAGAUUGGGGAGAACAAGAAGAAAAAGUGGACGCUGAACCUGAAGAACCUGAAGCCAGAGGAUAGCGGGAAAUACACCUGCCGAGUGUUUAACAAAGUUGGAGAAAUCAACGCAACAUACAAAGUUGAAGUAAUCCAGAGGACGAGGUCCAAGCCCAUCCUGACAGGGACGCACCCUGUCAACACGACGGUAGACUACGGUGGGACCACAUCAUUCCAGUGCAAAGUCCGCAGCGAUGUCAAACCCGUCAUCCAGUGGCUGAAAAGGGUGGAGUAUGGCACGGAGAGCAAGUACAACUCAACCAUUGACGUUGGGGGACAGAAGUUUGUUGUGCUGCCCACAGGGGAGGUCUGGUCCCGUCCCGAUGGUUCCUACUUGAACAAACUGAUGAUUACUCGAGCCAAGGAAGAGGAUGCAGGGAUGUACAUUUGCCUAGGGGCAAACACCAUGGGCUACAGCUUUCGCAGUGCUUUUCUCACAGUCCUGCCAGAUCCCAAGCCUCCGAGUGCACCUGUGCCCCCUUCCUCGGCCAGCAGCCUGCCCUGGCCCGUGAUCAUCGGCAUCCCUGCCGGAGCUGUCUUCAUUUUUGGGACGAUCCUCUUGUGGCUUUGCCAGACCAAGAAGAAACCCUGCUCCCCUCCAGCUGCUGCCCCUGUGCACCGGCCGCAGCCCCGGGACAGGAUCUGCGUCUCCCAGGUCCCCGACAAAGACUGCAUCUCCUCCAUAAACUAUGAGGAAUAUGUUGCCCAGCAGCAGCAUUUAUUGUCCCAAGGGCCUGCACUCGCCCCGGCCAUGGCAUCCAAAAUGUACCCAAAGAUUUAUACGGACAUCCACACCCACACCCACUCGCACGUGGAAGGCAAAGUCCAUCAGCACCAGCACAUUCAGUACCAGUGCUAAGAGGGCGGCUGUGUACAGUAGCUCGUUCGGGCUUUUCCUCGUGGUACCUCAGAAGAGACUGCUCCAAGUCAGCUCACACUGCCAGCAAUAGGCAAAGCAGACAGAAAAGAUUAUAUAUAUAAUUUUAAAUAUAUAUAUACAUAUAUAUAUAAUUGUAUAUGCGUGUGUGUAUGUGUGUAUAUAUAUAUGUGUAUAUAUCUAUAUCUAUCUAUAUAAAUAUAUAUAUAAUAGAGAAAGACAGAGAGAGAAAAGAGUUUUUUGUUUUUUAUUAUUGCAAUCAGGAUGUAGCCGAGGAAUAAUGAAGGAACUCCACAUCUCAGCAGAGAGGCAGCCAUCUCCAACAGCAGAGACUUCCAGAUUUUUUAAUCAAGGUGGCAACGAGUGAGACAGGACAUAGGGACGUGAGCCACCACCUCCUUCCUUGUGUUGCUAAAAGGAUCAAGAAGAGCAAGAGGUGACUGUAACGCUUUUCUGGAUGGGCACUGCUGUUCCCGUGCCUGCUGCACAUCACUUGUUUCGGUGGGAAGCCCCCAGACCUGUCCUGCUCUGAGUGAUUCGAGCUCUGAAGUACCUGAGGUUUAGUGCCAAAGCACCAGGAGACAUAACCAAUUCACCUCUUCCAGGGAAAAAAAUAACACAAGAGGGUCGGAAAAACUACUUUCUAUUCACAACAUGAAACACUGAAUGCUUCUCAAUCAUGGUCAUUUGGUCUGAAACGCGAACGAAGCUGGUUGGUUCGAUUUCUGCAAGUUGAAGGCAUCGUGUUUCCCAUGGGGUGUUCUGCAGAACAAAUCACAAGAGCGCUACUCCCCUGGUCCUAGGACUCAGUGCCACUGCCAGGAAAAAGGAAAGAAGGAAAGAGGAACAUUGUACAGAACACCUUUAUAUUUAUAUUUAAGAAAUAAUAAUAAUUAAUAAUAAUAAUAAUUGAACUGCUGAUGGUGAAGAAAACAAAACACGCUGUCCUUCUCUGAUGGCUCACAGUGAAAAGCUACUGGAUUUUCUACAUCAAUGCAAAAUACAUGAAAACAUUAGAAAAAUGAGUAAGAAACAAAGAGAACGAAAUAAUAAUCUUGUAGGAAAAAACGCAUUUGAGAAAUAUUCACCUAGGUUGUGUGUGGUUGUCCCCUCCCCUCAGAUAACAUUUUGGAAAUGAUGCAACUUUAUUGCAGUUCAAACAACAGUCAAAACAGAAAGAAGAGAAAAUAAAUAAGGACCAUAUUAAAUACCUAUAUGGACUGGAAAUGAAUCCAAUUGCAAAUAUAAAACCUUUGUAAUUCUAUAUAGAGUUUAAACAGAAGUCAUGUAUAUUUAAUUUAUUUUGUUAAACAAGAAAAAAAUGUAUGAUAUUUUCCUCAAAACAGGCAUUUCUAUACGUAUUUUUGAUCAAAGAAAAUAAAGAUUUUUUUUUCAGGUUCUAUAGAUGCCAUGCUCAGAAUAUGCUCAAUGUAGCAUGUGACCAACUGUACUUCUCCUAACCUGGAGGUCAUCUCCAUGCCUUUUUACACUAGCCAUGUGUAAUCUCCUAACAUCACCUCAGGUACUGCUGGUGCCAUCCUUUCCAUCAGAAACUGACCUUUUCCACCAUUUGUAUUCUGGCUGUGAGGGUCUGCAGUGGUCAGAUCACUUCUCAUGGACCCCUUGUCAUCUUCAGUAGCAAAGUUCUCUGCUCACAGAGAAAUCUGUUUCACUAUGCAUUUUUUUGGGGGGGGGGGGGGAGGAGGUUGCAUUUGUUUUUUAAGUACAAACCUGCAGUCGGUUUUCUUUUUAAAAGAAAAUUUUGUAAAUCAAAACAUAGUAAUUUGUGAGCCUGUAAAAUAAACUUCGGCCUUGGGGUGCUUGGGAGGGGAAAAUAUCAAAUGUAGGUGAAACACUUCAUUUGUAAAUGCAGCUGCUGAAGGAGGCAGUGGAGGGUGAGUUGGGUGCAGUAAGAAGAGCACGUGGGGAGCUGCUCCCUUCCAGGAGGGCUCACACCUUCAUUCUGCUGCAUGCCACAGAGAGGCACGCAACCCUUUAGUGGCCAAAAUUUUCUUUACAGAAGCCAAGUUCAGCAAUGCUGCAACUGUUUGCUGUUCACUUGAGUUUCACUUAAAGUUUGCUGGUAAAAAAACCCUGAAAAUUUGAAACAUGCCAAUUUUUAUGUUUGAAAUUACUUCCUUCUCAAGCCUGCUUCGCAAAAGAGCUCUUUAACAAACUAGCUGCUCCAUUUAAAAGUGAAACACUUCAUUUAAUCUGAAACAAAACAAUGCUUUAGGCUUUGCUUUUCUCUGAAUGUUUCCGAAGGUAUUUGCUCUGGGUUGACCUGCAGUGAUUUUUCUGCGGGCUUGUUUGAAUCACCAGCAAACCAAACAGUUCCCUGUUUGCUCAGCCGUAGCGCUGUGAGAUGGGACCCUGAUUCAGCAAAGCAUGUAAGCGCCCGCUUUCCUUCACCAACACAAGCUGCUCCAAAAAGUCCCUUUUUUGCCUUAGCCACCCGGAUCAAUUGCUCCAUCCCUGCCCACUGUGCUGGUGCUGGCUGGGGUCAUCCAGUAACUCUGGGGAAGAGAAGGAGGAGGAGGAGGAGGAGAAGGAGGAAGAAGAGGAAGUACAAGAGGGAGACCUUCCUACUCGCAUGGUGUUUACCAACUGGCACUGUUGCAAUAUAGCACUGCAUAGCACACUGCUGCUUUCCUGUAUGCUGUAGUAGGAAAACCAUGUUACAAUCUCUACAGGAAGACUGUCCCUCACAAUGAUCUUCCUGCAGAGGUUAUAAUAAAGCAACCCAUUGCUAAUUAUUUCAGCAGGAGGGUUCAAUUACACUUCGUUAACACAAAUUUGUGAAGUCCAUAAAAGCUAAAUUCAGGUCAUGGGUAUCUUUCUAUACAUCCUCUCAGCUUCAGGGAGACUUAAAUGUGAGCACUGAGGGCUCUGUUCGGAUAUAAGGUAUGAUUUAGGCAGGAGUUCUUGAUGGCUGUAGUUUAUUGAGUAAUUUCAUUUAAAAAACCCUAAAAAGCCUUUAUACACUAAGUGCAUCACCUUUAUUUUAAGAAGGCAGUAAGUGGAUGUUUCCAUCAGAGAUACCAAGGGCUACAUCUCCUAUCUCAUGCUUAUGGGAAGCUACUUACUGCACCCAGUACAUCCCAAGGUACCGCACGUUUCAGCAGCGUUAGGGGCAUAGCAGAGGGCAGGAUUCACCUGUAAGCCCGUGGCCCUUUUCUGCUUUCCGAGCUGGUGCUGCAGCGAAAGGAUAUUUCUAACACAUGCUGUUACCAGUUUCAAAUACCUGAUACCAGUUUCAAAGGUGGAGGUGAACACUGGUUUUGUACGGUCCAGCUCUAAGCAAAUCCUAAGAGACUGUCUUACAGCACUUUUACAAAUGGCAGCUUCACUGCUGACCCUCAGAAAGAGGGUUAGCGGAUUAAGAGAAGCAAUCUUCCAUUUCCCAUGCAGCACAAUCUUCCACGCUGAGCAUAACGCUCUCCACUGGUGCCUUCUACCCUUUGAGAUCCAGCUCCGUAGUGGUGUAUCAUGCUGUCAAAAACUUUACCUAUUGCCAGGUGGCUCAAGCAGAAGGAGUGGCCUCUUCCCACCCUUUAAAGCUCCUGUCUUUAGAUAGAAGUCUCUAGUGAUGCUGACAGAGAGGUCCCCAAAGGCAAACACUGCAGUAAACCACCCAGUGUGGACGCUGCAACAGCCAAGCACAGCUGCAGCUCCCAGCCAUGGCGCUGAAAAGACAGCUCUGGUUUUGGAUGUGCCAUGUGAGACGCCAUAAAGAUCUUGAUUUGCAGAAAGUGUGGGGUUUUCAUCCUGCCUUGGGUAUUGGCUCCCUCUUGAGCAUCUCCUGUUGGGCACCCAAACUCAUGUAAAAUUUCCCCCCUAGGAAAAUACCAUCCUAUGCCCUAUUUAAGAGGGGCUGUAUAUAUUGUCUGGGCCUUGUGCUGGCCUGCUGUGCCUGGGUGGGUUUUGCAUUUUUGAGGAAUUAUUUUACCUCCACAGAGUACCUGUAAGUGCUCUUAAGAGUCACUCUGUCCCAUGCUCUACUGCAUGUCAUUUAUUUUUAGGGCUUGAUUGUGCCUUGCAUGUAUUGCAAAGUCUUCCUUAGUCUAAAUAAAUUCAUCCAAGUCCUGCUCAUGUUUGAAUUUGUUUUUCUUCAGUGGGACAAGAUUUGGACUCAUCUUCGAUCAUGAAUA